Elgaria multicarinata webbii is the source of this 1068-nucleotide messenger RNA. It is a transcript of the gene FAM43B, whose product is annotated as family with sequence similarity 43 member B. The transcript has 2 exons. Lineage: Eukaryota; Metazoa; Chordata; Lepidosauria; Squamata; Anguidae. The record is from RefSeq and is a predicted model, not a curated record. The coding region runs from base 112 to 1068 and encodes 318 amino acids.
CUGGGGUAGUAGCCAGGUGGGGGUGGGGAGGGGUUGAGCCGCCUAGCUAGCAUCUCUUGAACUAGAGGCCUCCCCGGAGGGAGGGCAGGUGCUUCCCCGCCCGCCUGCCCCAUGGCUGCCAUGCUGCCCUGGCGCAGAAGCAAGUUUGUCCUGGCCGAGGAGGGGGAGCGCCAGGCGAAAGGCAAGAGCCUGGGUCCGGGCCUGAGCUACGCCUCCUUGCUGUCCAACUUCGUCCGCUCCUGCCCGGACCUCUGGCCCGACUGCCCCCUGGAGCGCCUGGGCAGCGUCUUCCGCAGCAAGCGCCAGAAGGUGGAGCUCAACAAGGAGGACCCCACCUACACCGCCUGGUACCUGGGCAACGCCGUGACCCUGCAGGCCAAGGGCGAGGGCUGCACUGACCUGGCGGUGGACAAGAUCUGGGCCAAGAGCGACUCGGGGGCUCGGAGCACCAAGAUGAAGCUGACCCUGGGGCCCCACGGCAUCCGCAUGAGCCCCGGCGAGAAGGGGGCCCGCCGGCCCAGCCACGCCUACCUGCUGCACCGCAUCACCUACUGCGCAGCCGACGGGCGCCACCCCAAGCUCUUUGUGUGGGUCUACCGGCACCAGGUCAAGAACAAGGCGGUGGUGCUGCGCUGCCACGCGGUGCUGCUCUCCACGGCCGAGAAGGCCCACGCCGUGGCCCUGCUGCUCUACCAGACCUCCAACUCGGCCUUCAACGAGUUCAAGCGCCUCAAGAGGCAGAACGACGCCCGGCACCUGCAGCAACAGCUCCUGGGCGAGGCCAUGAUCCCCCUGGUGCCCCUGCGGAAGCUCCUCAACGGAAAGUGUCCCUACAGGCCUCCGCCAGACAGGAACCGCAGUGCCCCCAGGCUGAGCGCCAUCCAAGAGGAGGAAGAGGAGGAGCAAGGGGGGAAGGAGGAGAAGGCAGAGAGCCACGGCCACGUGGCCCAAAGCCGGGAGCUGCCGGAGGUACUGACCUUGGCCCGGGAGCUGCGGACUGCCACUUUGAGAAGCCCGCUGCCCCAGGCGUACAUGCCAUCGUGGGACCCGCCGUGCGUGUCUUCUUAG